Dictyostelium purpureum is the source of this 1455-nucleotide messenger RNA. RefSeq lists its product as uncharacterized. Lineage: Eukaryota; Evosea; Eumycetozoa; Dictyosteliales; Dictyosteliaceae. Gene Ontology annotation, molecular function: zinc ion binding. The coding region runs from base 1 to 1365 and encodes 454 amino acids. The transcript is spliced from 2 exons. The record is from RefSeq and is a predicted model, not a curated record.
AUGAUAGAUUCAGACCAAACACCAAAUUCAUUAACCAUGUUAAUGAUGAUAAAAAAUGGAAAUCCUAUUUAUAAUAAAAAAGAUUCGGAUAUAAGCGAUAGUAGUGGUGACGAAGAUUAUAGAUCAAGUUCAAAAUCUCUCCAAAAAUUUUUUAUUGAUUUAUCAGAAGAUUUUACAUGUUCAAUUUGUUAUGAAUUAUUUGACAAACCAAUAAUUUUACCAUGUAGCCACAAUUUUUGUAAACUUUGUAUUGAAAAUAUGAUUACUGGCCAAAAGAAUAAUACUUCAUUUAGUUGUCCAUUUUGUAGGGGAGAAGUUAAAUUAAAUGAAAAAGGAGUAGACGGAUUACCAAUAAAUUGUCAUCUUUUAACUGCAGUUGAAAAGCUUAAGAAUGCCAAUGCCUUUUGCCCAAAAUUUUGUGACAGCUGUUCAUCAAAGAAAAUCACCAAAAAAUGUGAAACAUGCAGCAUAUUUUUAUGUAAAACUUGCGAUUCAAUCCAUUCAAUCAAAAAUCCAAGCCAUAAAACCAUAUAUUCAGAUAGCCAUAUUGCAAGUGAUUUCGAUAUUGAAACUCAUAUUACCAAAGAGAAUGAAUCUGAUCCACCUGUUUAUUUACCAUUCAACAUUUCACGUUCACAAUGUACUCAAUUAUUUAAGAAUUGGUUAACUUCCCUUUGGUUUGCUCCAUCAGAUUUAGAGUUUACAAGAUCAGUCCGUUAUAUCAAACCAAUUUAUAUUCCAUAUUGGAUUUAUGAAGCCCAUACAACCACAAAAUAUAGCGCAAAUAUUUCAAAUGGUAUUCCUGUUACCAGUAUUUUAACCAGUCCAACUCAACAACAUAAUAUUUACAAUCACCAUCCAAUUGGUAAAUUCGAAUCAGCCAAUUGGUCACAUAAAGUUAAUAUUGUUUCAAAUAGAUAUAGGCAUGCAACUAUUGCCAACACAAAGUUAAUCGAUAAAGAUCUUUUAGCCCAGGUACAAACAUGGGAAGUAACAAAUAUUCCUACUGUUGAACAAGGUCCACCAAACCCAAAAAUUCAACCAUUGGCUUUCUUAAUGGAUGAAAGUACUGCUUGGAAAAAGAUUGCAGAGGCUAAAAUUAGACAAAAAGACAAAGAAGUUUGUGAAAAUAGAAUUAAAGUAGGUUGUGGUGUUGGUGGCAUAACUAAAGAUAUUGUAAUUGAAACAACCCUUACCCGUGUAGCAUCUCAAAAAGUUUUCCUUCCAGUAUAUUUUAUCAAAUAUAUUUAUGACUCAAAAUCUUAUACUGUUAUUGUAAAUGCUCAAAAUUCUAAAAUAGUUGGCCAUAGACCAUACAGUGGUUUAUCUUCAAUGUUAAAAAUUUUUGGAGGUACAUCAAAAUAAAAUAUAAAUAAAUAAUAAUAAAUAAUAAUAAUAAUAAUAAAUAAAUUAAUAAAUAACAAAUUAUAAUAAUAAAUUAUAAAAUUAUUUCAU